ACCAAACUAAUCAAUACCCUCCUCCUCCCUUUCACUUGAAAAACCCUAUCUCUAAUCUCUGAUAAUCAUUCUACAUGUGCAAAACCAAAAUGAAUGUAAAAGAACCGAUUCCACUUUCAUCGAGAAAAUCCUAUGAAAAAUCUCGUUCACUUCCGAAUUCAAAUCCAUCGACUUCUUCUACUAGUAAUCCAUCAACUUCUACCAGUAACGCAUUCUCUAGUGACAACAAUCACACAAACACAUCAUCAGAAUCAAGAACUUCACGAUCUUCACUAAAGAGUUUAAAAGAUUCAUUACCAGAAACCACACAUAUAUACGAUUUCUCAGAAAUCCGGAAGGCGACGAACAAUUUCUUAGCGAAACGAUUCUCAUCGUCUUCUUCGUCGGCGGCAUCCGAUUGGAAAUGUUUGAUUAGAGGUAAGGAUGUGAUUAUAUUUCAACGUAAAUUUCAACGGUCGAUUGAUUCGUCGAAACUCCGUGAACGGUUAACGGCGAUUUGUAAGAGUCAUCAUAUUAGUUUGAUUAAGUUGUUAGGUGCUUCGGUUUCCGGGGAUUACAUUUAUUUAGUAUAUGAGUAUGUUAAUGGUGGUAAUCUUAGAGAUUGUCUUCGAAACAGUAGAAAUCCGGAAUUCACUGUGUUGUCGACAUGGAUGUCUAGAAUGCAGAUUGCUGCUGAUGUUGCUCAAGGAAUUGAGUACAUUCAUCAUUUCUGUGGGUUGGAUUUGGCAUUAGUCCAUAAUCAUAUCAAAAGUAGUAGUAUAAUUGUCACGGAGCCUUUGUAUAAUGCGAAAAUAUGUCAUUUCGGAACGUCGGAGCUUUGCGGAGAAAUUAAUGAAAAUAGAGAAGUAAUUCAAUCGUCUGUGGGUGAAAUACAAGAAGAGAUUCAGUCUCUGCCGUCGUCUUCGAAAUUGAGAAGGACGAAGAGUGUGAAGUUUACAGGGACUAAAGGUUACAUGUCACCGGAGUAUCAACAGAGUGGAAUAGCAACACAAAAGUCAGAUGUGUAUGCAUUUGGUGUAGUGAUUUUAGAACUAUUGUCAGGUGAAGAACCGGUCAAGUUCAAGCUUGAUCAAGAGACUGGGCAGUAUAGAAGUGUUUCAGUCAUUGAAACAGCUAAGGAGGCAAUUGAAUCAGAGGAUUUUGAGAAAAUUAGGAGAUGGAUUGAUAGAAGAUUGAAGGAUUCAUUUCCUGUUGAAAUUGCGGAGAGAUUAACUCGUGUAGCAUUAGAAUGUGUACAUGCUGAAGCCGAUAAGCGUCCGGAUAUGAGGCGUGUGUCAGGUAAGAUUUCGAAGCUUUAUUUGGAGUCUAUGAAAUGGAAGGAGAAAAUGGGUACUCUUAUGGAUUUUACUAUGUCACUGGUAGCUCGCUAGGGAAAUAAAUCAACAUCAUGGCGAAUAUUGUACUGAACCAAUUUCUUAGCUUGUUCCAUCGGAUAUAAUUUUCAGCGGUUAACUCAAAACCACGUCUCAAACAAAUUUUUUUUUUUUGGAAUGAACAGUGGUAGUCAAAUAGAAGAAUGAAAUUUUGCAAGUAUAAAAUUUGCAGGAUCACCAAAUCCGCCGCUAUUACUUUUUCUCUUUUUCAUUUUAGUUGAUGAAUGAGACACAACUGUAAACUAACAAGAAACAAUAAUUAACACUGUCUAUUCUCUUUAAAAUAUUUUA
This is a messenger RNA of Papaver somniferum (opium poppy), 1664 nucleotides long. RefSeq names its product lysM domain receptor-like kinase 3. The coding region runs from base 75 to 1370 and encodes 431 amino acids. NCBI's taxonomy places the organism in Eukaryota, Viridiplantae, Streptophyta, Magnoliopsida, Ranunculales, Papaveraceae. Gene Ontology annotation, biological process: protein phosphorylation. The transcript has a single exon. The record is from RefSeq and is a predicted model, not a curated record. Gene Ontology annotation, molecular function: protein kinase activity; ATP binding.